Molecule: messenger RNA, 405 nt
Organism: Kwoniella botswanensis
Lineage: Eukaryota; Fungi; Basidiomycota; Tremellomycetes; Tremellales; Cryptococcaceae
Exons: 5
Coding region: 1-405 (134 amino acids)
Biological process (GO): chaperone-mediated protein complex assembly; protein folding
Cellular component (GO): prefoldin complex; cytoplasm
Molecular function (GO): protein-folding chaperone binding
Source: RefSeq, a predicted model, not a curated record
AUGGCUGACAAGAAGAUAGCAUCCUUACAGGCUCAGUUGCAAUCUUCAUCCAUCGCAUUCCAGAAGAUAGAAGCAGAGCUGGCCGGUGUGAUAGAAGCUAGACAAAGGCUGGACUCACAACUGUCAGAGAAUGAAUUGGUGCUGAAAGAAUUCAAUCAGCUGAAAUCACACAACACCGUGUACAAGCUCGUCGGGCCAUCGUUAGUACCUCAAGAUCAGAAUGAGGCGAAAGUGAAUGUAGAGAAACGACUGGAUUUCAUAAAAUCAGAAAUAAAACGAGUAGAAGCUCAAUUGAAAGAGAGUGAAGAAAAAGCUGCAAAGAAGAAGGACGAGAUAAUGGGUCUUCAACAACAGUUCCAGGCAUUACAAGGUCCCAAUGGUCCUCAGCAAGCUGUUCAGGCAUGA